Nezara viridula (southern green stink bug) is the source of this 1103-nucleotide messenger RNA. The record is from the annotation of a GenBank genome assembly. NCBI's taxonomy places the organism in Eukaryota, Metazoa, Arthropoda, Insecta, Hemiptera, Pentatomidae.
GAUGGGAAGGCAGAGCUUUGGGACUAAUAAUGUUCAGAGGCACCUUUGCAGAUCUCAACAUGUAUUUUUACCUUAUUGUCUUGUCCUUGUUUUAUUCAGUUAAUUCUUUAACAGAAGUCAGUAUUAAAAACAACACAACAGUCAGUCCACCAAUUUCACAAAAUAUAUACAGUACUCCAGUGACACCACCACAUGUGCCUAAUGCAGAAGUCAGAGCUGUUUCAACACCUAUAAGUACUGAGGAACCAAUUCUGAAAACUGACAAGGAAAUCAAAUUAAACAUUAAACAUAGCCUGUUGGAAGCAUUGAAUAAGCCUUUAGUUUUAGGUAGUUCUUGUAUAAAUAGGACUGACUGCAGUGCACAGAACAACUCUGUUUGUCUCAAUGGAGUUUGCAAGUGUGACAAAGACUUUGUAGCAUCACCCAACAACAAGUCUUGUUUAUCAAAGGCUAAAGCACUAGGAGAUGAUUGCUGGGAGAAUGUUCAAUGUGACUCUAUAUAUGGAGUAAGCGGUCUGGCUGUUUGUGCUUCGUUUCAUUGUGUUUGCAGUCCUAAUGCUGUUCUUAAAAAUAAUAAAUGUUAUAAGAAAACAGUUUUAGGAAAAUCUUGCAGAGAAGAUAGUGAUUGUGUUUCAAUUCAAUAUUCCUUUUGCUAUCAACAAGUUUGUGCUUGUGAUCCAGAUUUUUUCCCUGACAUUACUGGAACUCAGUGUUUUCCAUUUUCAAGAGGAACCAGCAACAUGACUAAUAUAAAUUGCAAAGUUUCAAGUUUGGUUUGUAAAGUAUUAGGAGAGCACGCAUACUGCUCGAACGAUUCAUGUGUUUGCUAUCCAGGGUAUCAUCUUAAGGAGGGCUUCUGUGUAGAAGUAAAAAGUUUAGGUGAAUCCUGUGAAAAUAACAGUGAUUGCGAAGUAGAUAUGCAACCGAAUGAAAAACCAGGUGCAAGAGAAUGUAAAAACAAUAAAUGUGUAUGUGCCAAAGGUUACAAAGGAAUUCCAGAGAGCAACAUAUGCCAAAGUGGAUCAUCUAUCUUAAGUCAAAGUCUUCUUUUGAUAUUGAGCUGCUUAUUUUUCUUAUUGAAAUAAUAUAUACAAAUAUGUGUA